CACCAAGGCAGAUUCCGACGCCGGAGUUCGUCUAUCUAGCUAUAGAUCUGUGCGUACUAUCCGAUUCCAUCUGAAACAAGCUGUCUGGCCAUUUGCUGGUCAUCGUUCGCAAUGCGUCGCUCAGGAAAACAGCGUAAGGCAGAGCUACAGCACAAACGAGCAGUCAAGCGCGGCGAUGCACCACCAGAUCCAAAGCCAACUGGCAAUGCCAAACGACGCAGAAGGCGUCCGCCUCCAAUGGCCGGACACACUCAACAAACGCGUGACAUCAGCGACCUUGCAGCUCAGUCUGCACGCAAGCUCCAAUCAGCCUUUCUCAGGCUGGACCCACAGUUCUUGCAGUUAACCAAACAACUUGCAUCUGAAAUUCCCCUUGUCAGGCCUCUGCCAGUAACUGCGAGCCAACUUGCUCCAGACGACAUACCUCUCACUAACUCAGCCGAUGGCCUAGAAGAGCUGACCGUUCCCAAAAGGCCCAAGUGGAGGUAUGAUAUGACAAAGGUAGAAGUUGAGGCAAACGAGGAAGGAUUGUUUCGCAGGUGGCUCGCGAAGACGGACUCGGCGGUCCACGCAUGGCAUGCCGCUCCUGCGUCACACAAUGAUGCAUCCCAAGAGGUGGUGGCACACAUGCCUAGAGCUCCAUCCCACUUCGAACGUAAUCUGGAGGUGUGGAGGCAACUAUGGCGUGUCACAGAAAUAUCUGAGAUCAUGCUGUGUCUAUUGGAUUCUCGGUGUCCCCUCGUGCAUCUCCCUCCCUCCUUGGCAACAUAUCUCGCUUCGCAAAACUCAAAAUACAUCCUUGUCCUCACCAAAGUUGACAUUGCCGGGCCUGUGUGUGUGGCUGCCUGGAUCUCGUAUCUUGAAUCGCAGCACCCCGGUGUUCGCAUAAUCCAAGUCGAGUCCUACACAGAACAAGCGACCGCCCAAGGACAUGCAAUAUCUCGAGCACAUAUUCCCUUUCCGUUCCGAGAACACCUCAUACAUGCACUUCGUGAGGCACACAACGAGUUGCUCGAACCGCCAGAGCGUGUACGAGCUGAUCCGUCGAAAAAAUCAAGAUGGAGACCUUCCGUAAAGAGAAGCGUUGAUUGGGAAGCUGUUCUGAGAGCGAGUGGUGACAAGGUUGGCUUGACUGUCGGUGGAGCCACCGCUCCCCAGCCAACAGACGGGGAGGGGAACAACGAUGGCGGUGAAACUCCGUCCGAACCUGAGUUUCUUACCAUUGGCCUCAUCGGUCAGCCCAACGUUGGUAAAUCAUCUUUACUCAACGCCUUGUUUGGAGCCUCCAAAGUACGAGCCUCUAGAACGCCAGGAAAGACAAAACACUAUCAGACCUUGUUCUGGACGCCGGACGUUAGGUUGGUCGAUUGCCCUGGACUCGUGCUCCCGGCCUACGUCGAGAUGGAUAUGCAGGUUCUCUGCGGGACCUUACCCAUUUCAAGGGUUUCAGCUAUCCCAUAUUGUGUUCAUCAGAUAGCGCAGCGGAUGCCUCUUGAGCGCAUGUUCAACUUAACACACCCAUCCUUUACCGAAUCAGACACAGUAGACAAAAGGACAUGGCGAGCAGGCAUGAAGGCAAGCAACCGUAGACCAAGAUCAUCUGUUUGGACGGCUACAGAUAUCAUGACUGCGUACGCCUUAGCCAAAGGAUGGGUCACUGCGAAGGCAGGACGCCCCGACGUGAACAGGGCUGGUAACGCUAUCUUGAGAAUUGUCGCGGAGGGUCGAAUUCCCUGGGCAUUUUGGCCUCCCGAUGUCAAGAAUCCCAAUGAAGAGGAUAAUGGGGCGGGAAUAUGGAGAUCAAAGCAAAGUCAGGAACAUGAGCUAGAUAUCAUGAGCUUCGACGAUUCUGGAAGUGACCUAGGCACGAACGAAGGAGAGGGUAGUGAAGAGGACUCGGAUUCAUCAGCCGAGAACGGCUCACAUGGUUCUCGAGCGGAAUUGGACGACGAGAGUGACGGUGAAGAGAAUCCAGAAGAGAACGCACCCAUAAUUGGUAGUUCCAGCCGAUUUUCAGCGCUCUCAAUCGACGAGUAGAUUACAAGCAGGAGUCAGAGGCGUAAGACCGACGCGUUUACGACGCGUCGCGUGGGACACUUUGGUUAUAUCAAAACGUUGAACGC
This is a messenger RNA of Coniophora puteana RWD-64-598 SS2, 2123 nucleotides long. RefSeq names its product P-loop containing nucleoside triphosphate hydrolase protein. Gene Ontology annotation, molecular function: GTP binding; GTPase activity. The coding region runs from base 112 to 2037 and encodes 641 amino acids. The transcript is spliced from 6 exons. The record is from RefSeq and is a predicted model, not a curated record. NCBI's taxonomy places the organism in Eukaryota, Fungi, Basidiomycota, Agaricomycetes, Boletales, Coniophoraceae.